Triticum dicoccoides is the source of this 537-nucleotide messenger RNA. RefSeq names its product mechanosensitive ion channel protein 5-like. The transcript has 3 exons. Gene Ontology annotation, molecular function: mechanosensitive monoatomic ion channel activity. Gene Ontology annotation, cellular component: plasma membrane. Gene Ontology annotation, biological process: monoatomic anion transport. Lineage: Eukaryota; Viridiplantae; Streptophyta; Magnoliopsida; Poales; Poaceae. The coding region runs from base 1 to 537 and encodes 178 amino acids. The record is from RefSeq and is a predicted model, not a curated record.
AUGGGUGGUUUGUGGGCUGGUGGCAUGUGUGUGUGGGUGGAUGUGGACCUUGUUGUUGUCGAGGAAAUGAAUAUCUUGACAACAGUCUUUCUUCGAUACGACAACCUGAAGAUAUAUUAUCCCAACAACAUACUGGCCACCAUACUAAUUAUGAAUUUUUACAGGAGUCCAGAUAUGGGAGAAGGAAUUGACUUCUAUAUUCAUGUUGAAACACCGGUUGGGAAACUAGCACUCAUGAAGGAAAGAAUACUACGGUACGUAGACAACAAGAAAGAGCAUUGGUACCCAAGGGCGAUGGUUGUCCUCCGGGAUGUGGAUGAGACCAACAAGCUGAAAGUAUCCAUAUGGCUCUGUCACACGCUCAACUUCCAGGACAUGGGGAUGAGGUACGUGAGGAGGGAGCUGGUGCUCCAGGAGAUGAUCAAAGUUCUCAAGGACCUUGACAUUGAGUAUCGGAUGCUACCACUGGACGUGAAUGUGCGGAAUGCGCCUCCUAUUGAAUCCACAAGGAUGCCAACAACAUGGAAUUAUUCCUGA